Messenger RNA from Prinia subflava (tawny-flanked prinia), 2152 nucleotides. RefSeq names its product abhydrolase domain containing 10, depalmitoylase (gene ABHD10). Gene Ontology annotation, molecular function: hydrolase activity, hydrolyzing O-glycosyl compounds; palmitoyl-(protein) hydrolase activity. The transcript has 5 exons. The coding region runs from base 22 to 900 and encodes 292 amino acids. The record is from RefSeq and is a predicted model, not a curated record. Gene Ontology annotation, cellular component: mitochondrion. NCBI's taxonomy places the organism in Eukaryota, Metazoa, Chordata, Aves, Passeriformes, Cisticolidae. Gene Ontology annotation, biological process: protein depalmitoylation.
GCGCGUGCGCGGGCGGCGGCCAUGGCGGCCAUGGCGGCCAUGGCGGGAGCGCUGGCGUGGGGCGGCCGUGCCGCGGCCCUGCGGGGAUCGCUGUCACCCCUGAGGGCGGCCCAGGCGCUCCUGGUUUGCAGGCUGAAGUCAUCAGUCAGCUUUCUUUCUCGACCAGAUCGACCAAAUAUUGCUUAUCAGAAACUAAAAGGGAGGAAUCCGGGGGUUAUUUUCCUUCCAGGCUUCAAUUCAAAUAUGAAUGGUCAGAAAGCAACUGCCCUUGAAGAUUUCUGCAAAUCUUUAGGUCAUGCCUUCAUCAGAUUUGACUAUACAGGAUGUGGAAGUUCAGAUGGUAAAUUUGAAGACUGUACAAUUGGGAAGUGGAGAAAAGAUGUCCUGUCUAUACUGGAUGAACUUACAGAUGGACCACAGAUUCUGGUGGGCUCCAGCAUGGGUGGAUGGCUGAUGCUUCACGCUGCAAUAGCACGCCCAGAUAAAGUCGCUGCUCUGGUUGGAGUAGCUGUAGCAGCAGAUCACGUUGUAACAACUUUCAAGAGGCUUCCCAUUGAGGCACAGAAAGAAAUUGAAGAAAAGGGUGAAUGGAAGUAUCAAACAAAGCAUAAUGAGGAAGGCUAUUACUCCUUGACCUAUGACUUUAUCAGAGAAGCAGAAAAUCACUGCGUGCUGAAUAGCCCUAUUCCUGUAAUGUGUCCCAUACGCCUCAUCCACGGCAUGAGGGAUGGUGAUGUCCCUUGGGAGAUCUCUAUGCAAGUUGCUGACCGUGUUUUGAGCAAGGACGUGGAUGUGAUCCUCCGCAAAAUCGGCCAGCACCGGAUGAGUGACAAGGAGGAUACCAAGCUCCUUGUGAAUACUGUUGAUGAUCUAAUUGACAAGCUGUCAACAGUAGCAUAGGCUGAAGAGUAGCAUUAGUGCAUGAACUCUACACCUGACUCUUUUCCUUGAGUAACAGAAGCCUUGUUCUUGCCCAGAUGGUGGCAGGCCUGUGACUGUCACAGUAGGACCUGAGCUUUAUCUGCUGUUUCCUUACCUCUGUUUCGUAAAUACAGGUAUUGUAUUAUUGCUGCAUUUGCACACAGCCCAAAGUGUGAAGGAGUGCUGCUAUUGUGUUCAGAACCUCUCCUUCACCACUUUAACCGUUUUUUUCACAAAUUUCCUACAAUUUUGUACUGACGUGUUGAUUAUUUUUUGUUACUAUUGGCCUGUACAGUCAAACUUUAUUUUCACAUCUUUUACACCUAUUACUAUCCUUCCACUGUAACAUCAUUGUAUCUUAUGUGUGGAACCAUCUGUGCAAGGCAAAAUACAACUUGAGUGUUUGCUGAAGUUAGUUAUUAGAAUAGUGAGUACCAUGAAACACAAUACACAGAUUUCAGAGAAAUGGUUAUUUUGUUACGAAACGCUGUUAAAAAGUGGAAGGCACACCCUGAUGGUGUGCUUGGGGUACUAUGUAGGGAAGAAUUUGACUUCUAAGAAUACAGGGCCUCAAAAUCUUAAGAGCUUUUUAUCUGUGCUUAUCAGGAGGGUGUGUGUCAUCUUCUCCAGGCUGUCUGUCUGUCAUUAUUCAUUUGUGGGCCUACUGUUAAGGGAACAAUAAAUAAUUUUGGUGUAAACUGAAACUGGAUCAAUAAGGUGACUUCAAUAGUAAAUUCUUCCAAGUGGGGAGUGCAGUGCCACAGAGCACCACUGCCUCUUUCCUAUGACUUGGGAGCUUGGGAACAGUGUCUUCUUGAGCUGCAUGAGUCCAACCCUGACAAGCUGUAAAGGGAACUUGAUAGCUGGAUAAUUCUUCCAAUGUAAAUCCAUAGAAUUUAAUAGGAAAUGGAUUUAAUUGCAAGUAUGACUGUUACCUGGGUUUUGUGCAGAAAUACGGUACCAUUCAUACACCUGAGAGAGAGCUUAGGUGAGAGGCUGGAAUUAGUUCAGGCUGGCCUUAAUGUGUAACUUCAGUCAAAAGCAUAUAAUUGUUUAUGGGCUUAUUAUUUGAAGUAGUAAAUGGCAUCACUAUUGUUACCUUAAAAGACUAAAGCUGCUGGGGGUAAGGUAUUUGUAGAGAGUUUGUCAUUUUCUGUUUUAGCUGUGUUAGUAGAAGUGUGCUGGACAGGGCUUUGCUGAAGUAGUGGGUUUUAAUUUAAAAAAAAACAAA